Messenger RNA from Liolophura sinensis, 2827 nucleotides. Its product is annotated as transcriptional adapter 2-beta-like. The transcript has 17 exons. The coding region runs from base 143 to 1456 and encodes 437 amino acids. Gene Ontology annotation, cellular component: SAGA-type complex; nucleus. Lineage: Eukaryota; Metazoa; Mollusca; Polyplacophora; Chitonida; Chitonidae. Gene Ontology annotation, biological process: regulation of transcription by RNA polymerase II; chromatin remodeling. The record is from RefSeq and is a predicted model, not a curated record. Gene Ontology annotation, molecular function: zinc ion binding; chromatin binding; transcription coactivator activity.
CUGACGUCAAGCGGCUGUCUGGAGAAGGCGAACAAAAGAUGGGGAGUGACUCGUCUUCUCGGGAAAAUUUGCAUUUCUUUUGGUGCUAAACUGGUAAAUUUUACCACAAGAUAGUCGCCAGGUUGUCGGGGAAACUUAAGGGAUGGCAAAAGACCACUGUGGAUAUUGCCAGUGUGAUAUUUCCACCGUCAAAGUGAGGUGCACAGAGUGCCCAGACUUUGACCUUUGUUUACAGUGUUUUUCAUGUGGAGCUGAAAUUGGAACCCACAAAAAGGAGCAUAGCUAUCAAAUCGCGGGUGAGGGAACAACUGCUGUGUUCGACACAAGUGAACGCUGGUCAGCCCUUGAGGAAACAUGUUUGCUAGAUGCUGUAGAACAGUAUGGCUUUGGGAACUGGGAGGAUGUGGCUAACCAUGUGGAGACUAAAAAGCCUUCAGAAUGUCUAGAUCACUACACAAAUUUUUAUAUUCAUGGGAACAUUGGGCGGGCCACAUUUUCCACAGAGCAAGCAGACAGCAUUAAAGACCACACAUGUACAGACAGUGGCCCAUUGUCACCCAGUCUCACCUCUCCUAUACCUCCAAUAGAACUCAGUCUGCAAGAACAACAGGAGCUAGGCUAUAUGCCUUUUAGAGAUGAUUUUGAAAGGGAACAUGAGAAUGAUGCUGAAGUCUUUGUAAGCGGUCUUUCAAUAAAUUAUGAUGAAGAUGAUAUAGAUAUAGCUGUUAAGUUAAGUCAUGUUGAUAAAUACAGAUUGAAAUUGCAUGAAAGGGAGAAAAGGAAAAAAAUAGCUAGGUCAUAUGGAUUGAUAGCUGCAGCAACUUCCUCAGGAAUUAAACAGAAAUCUCAGCAGCCAAAGAAAAAAAUAUCCAAAGAUGAGAGAGAAUUUCAGGAAAAAAUGAAAGUCUUCGCUCAGUUUCAUUCUUCCACCGACCAUGAACAGUUUUUUGAACAUUUACAGAAAGAGAAAGAGCUGAAAUCAAGAAUAAAGGAGUUGGUCAGGCAUCGGAAGAAUGGGAUUACGAAAACAGACGACAUAGAAGAAUUUGAGGAUGAAAAAUUUAAGAGGGAAAAGAAAAAGGAAAAUAAAAAGAAAAUGGGUAGCUCGGCUCCAACAAAAAGAACGUCAAUGGUUUCAAAAAAGGCAGGAGAAAAGUUAGAUUUUCAAAUAGAAGAAGAAGAGUUAAAAGAUGACAAUGAGGAGGAGGAAGAAGCUAAAGAACUGUCAGCCAUGCCAGGUUAUGUGAUGUUGUCAGACCGAGAGCGCAAACUGUGCAGUUCAAUUGGUAUGACCCCAGCUAAUUACAUCACCAUAAAGACUUGUAUUAUAAAGGAUUAUCUACAGCGGAAGCAAGGAUAUCCGGUUAAGAUUCGCUAUCCCAGUGGAUUGGAUAAAACCCACCGAAGAAAAAUUAUGAGUUUUUUAACAGACAAUGGCUGGAUUGGAGUGACGUAGCUUUGGCUGCCCAUUGUGAUGGGAUUUAGACUUCUGGUAUAUGUUAAAUAUACAUACUGUGAAAACACACAGUUAACACAGAAAACACUGGCUGAUUUACAACACAUCUUGCAACUGGUGCCACAGUGAUGUUGUUUUAGCUGACCAUGCUAAGCCCUUCAACUCAAGAUUGGCAGGCCAAAAUCACAUGUUUAGUGAAAGGACAGCCUGGUUUUAUGAUGCAGGAAGGGUUAUGUUGAUGACCAGAGACAUGAAGUAUUCAUUACAGAUGUAGGUAUCCCUGUGUCAAGGUGAACAGAUGCUUAUUACAUUCAGCUUAUCUACAGCCUUCUGCUGUACACAAUGUUGACCAGAUAGAGCCUAGCUAUCCGAGUUACACAGGGUGGUAGGUCUAUAUCUUAGCCUUGCCCUUCAAAUCCAUGAAGGAGCUGAAUUUUGGACUUCCAUAACUUUCAGCACUGUGUACUGAAUGUAAAACUGUUGCUUCUACUAGGCUAGAGCUAUUUAUUUCUAGUAGUUGCUAGCAUGUUCUCACUGCACAGUCCUAAUUUAUUUAACCUGCUGAUACAGGUUUCUGUGUGCUCGUAUAUCUUGUACAUAUUAUAAUUGUGACUGUACGUAAAAGUAGAUCAUUCCAAAGUUGUUCUUGUUUGCUCUAGCAAUAGUUUCCAGCACAGUUGUCUGAAGUCUCAGAGAGCUUUACCUUUUUUAUUCACCGCAAAUCAUUUCAAAAAACCUUUCCCCUCUUCAUGAAGAAGUUGUCUUGAUGUGACAUUCUUUAUUAUGGUGUUAUGAUGUUGCUACUUUUUGGUGAUAAAGGAUGUUUCAGUUACUUGGCCAGAGUUUAAAAGAAAUAAUAAACAUCUGGGUCCAGAAAUUUUUAUUGUGAUUGAAUAUGUGCUUAGCUAUGCAAUACAAAGCUAGUGGGAAGAACACAGAGGAAAUGAAGCCAUUAAAUGCAUAAUUAUUUUGUGAAAUUUCAAAGGGACCAUCUUAUUAAUUGUCCAUCAGAUUGCUGACAUUUGUUAAUAAUACUUAUGUGUGAGUGCGCCAAUCUCCUUGGCUAGAAUCUCGGAUGAAUAGCUGUAUGUGUCAUGGUAAUGUGAUUUAUGGUAGAUGUUUCACUUCACUCAUUAUCCCCCUCCAUGAAUCUGAACUCAGACCAGUUCGACUGUCAUCAAAUGUUACCGCCUCAGUAUCUGAGGCAUUGGUAUGUCAAACCAGUUUUUAAUAAGGUGUAUAAGUCUGUGAAGUGUGAAUUGUUUCCACAGUGUGAGAGGUAAUUUAUGUCGUCUGUUUCUGUUAAAACCAUGAUGCACACAAGGACAUAUGUAACAGUCAUUAUUAUGAGGUUUGCAAUAAAGGCCUUGA